UAUAAAAGAUUACAAACAAUCGGAGCCAUUUUGCUGGCAGCAUUUCGCGCGUACGUGUCGUCCGACGUAUGAACGUACAACAAAUACAUCCACGUGCUGGAAAGACCAUCGCCACAAACACCGUUAAUUUAUAAGGGGAGAAAAUGACAAGGACGGGUAGGAGGGAGAAAAGGGGAGGGGAAUUGACAUUAAAGAAACACCACACAAGGAAACUACACCGCAGACACGCACACGCCUUCAUUUUAUGUUUUUGAAUAACAUCCUGGUGGGGAGUGCGCGCACUAAAGUGUUACAUUGUAACACAGAACUGAAGUGACCGAAAGAAAAACAUCAAAGCGUUUGCCGACGAUUGCCGCGAAAUGGGCUCAGAGCCACCGUCAUCCCCUCAGGUGGUCGAGGAGGGCGCCGAUGAAGACGAUGAGGAGUUGAGUGGGACUGAAGAUGCAGACCUGAAGGCAUCAUCUGGAAGAGGUUCCCUCUUGACCCGGAGAGGCAUCACACUAAGGGUUCUUUUAAAGGACGGUCUCGUGGAGCCCGGAGAUGGCGCUCUGACCAUACACUACCUGGGUAAGAAGUUUGUUGGAGAUCUUUUAAAAGAUGGGAAGAUCCGUUGGGUGGAGACGGGGCAGAUUUUUAACUCCCCAAGUGCUUGGGCCACACACUGUAAGCGGCUGGUCAACCCGGCUAAGAAGUCUGGAUGCGGCUGGGCCUCGGUGCGGUACCGUGGACAGAAACUGGUCCAGUACAAAACCACCUGGCUACACAAAUACCAGCCCAGUGCUGACAUGAGCCUGAUAAGCGAAGGAGAGGAUGAUGAGAUAGGCGAUGAAGAUGAGGAAGAGGGGAAGACAGCUAUGCCAACAGAGGACAAGAUUAAAAAGUCCAAACCCGAGCUUCAUGACAUUGGUCUGUUGCAGAGGAGAGACAGAGAGAGAAUUCCAGUCAGGUAUUGCACACUUGGCACCAGAGAUGCUGCAAGGGAUCCUCAGACCCUCGUUGAGCUUUCUGCCUUUUCUGCGAUCAACCGCUUCCAGCCUUUUAAUGUAGCUGUUUCCAGCAACGUCUUGCUGCUAAUGGAUUUCCACUGUCACCUGACCACAAGUGAGGUGGUAGGGUACUUAGGGGGCCGAUGGGACACUAACACACAGCUGCUGACUGUCUUACGGGCAUUCCCUUGCCGCACACGGUUAGCUGAUAAAGACGCUGCCCCGGCUGUCGAAGAAGAGAUUUGUCAAAAUCUCUUCAUGAGGGGACUGUCAUUGGUGGGAUGGUAUCACAGUCACCCACGAGGCCCCGCCCUUCCUUCGCUGCAGGACAUUGAUUCGCAAAUGGAUCACCAGUUACGCCUACAAGGGAGCAGUAAUGGCUAUCAGCCCUGUCUGGGGAUUAUCUGUGGACCAUAUUACCAUGGCAACCAGGGUGUGGCCUCCACCAUCACGCCGUUCUGGGUGGUACCACCUCCAGAGCAACGGCCCAGUGAUUAUGGAAUCCCAGUGGCUGUAGAGGUCACGUACGUGCAAGACAACUUCCUGACUACAGACGUCCUCAAUGAGAUGAUGCUAUUGGUGGAGUUUUAUAGGUCAGCUCCAGACCUGGUGCACUUCAGUCAGAUGUGGAGUCCUAAUACCUCAAUACUGGACAAAAUUAAGGCUUCUCUGAGUGGCCAUGCACCCAAAGACCAGGCGUACGCUCAGAUCCUGGAGCAUGUGUACAACCAACUGCGCAACACUCGGUGACUUUAGCAGUUUCUGUUACAACCAACUGCGCAACACUCAGUGACUUGAGCAGUUUCUGUUAGUUUGUGUGUCAAACUGUUUGGUUUUUCAGUCACUGCUGACUCUGGACCUCCCGCCCUGUGCAUUACCGUCUGUGCACUGUUAUACUGUAUAUGAAAUGCCUUUGUGAAGGAUAUAUCACAUAUGCUUCCGUCCAAACUGUUGCCUUUAGGACUGUUAGGUCUGUAUCACUGGCUAUGGUUUCUGAGGUUCUGCAAUAUCUGUGCUGUGAACUUGUCUUCCUCUGUGGUAGAAAAGUCUGGUAGUUAGGAUAGACAGGUAAAUAAGUUCUCUCUCUACUGUUUAUGCUGGUACUUAUCUGUUUGUGUGUGGUUAGAUUUGUAUCAUGUUGACUUCCUGAUAUGGGAACAAUGCCUUUUACCUGCUGAAUACCUGAAAUAUACACUGGAACAAAUG
This is a messenger RNA of Triplophysa rosa, 2192 nucleotides long. It is a transcript of the gene mpnd, whose product is annotated as MPN domain containing. Gene Ontology annotation, molecular function: metallopeptidase activity; polyubiquitin modification-dependent protein binding. Gene Ontology annotation, cellular component: BRISC complex; BRCA1-A complex. Lineage: Eukaryota; Metazoa; Chordata; Actinopteri; Cypriniformes; Nemacheilidae. The transcript is spliced from 13 exons. The record is from RefSeq and is a predicted model, not a curated record. The coding region runs from base 360 to 1736 and encodes 458 amino acids. Gene Ontology annotation, biological process: double-strand break repair.